Messenger RNA from Odocoileus virginianus texanus, 1846 nucleotides. Lineage: Eukaryota; Metazoa; Chordata; Mammalia; Artiodactyla; Cervidae. The record is from RefSeq and is a predicted model, not a curated record.
AUGGCUUUCCAAGAUGCCAGUGGAGUUGUGGGUCUUCCCGUGUGUGCGUGUAUUGUGCGGCGUGUGGUGCAAGUUGAAUUUUAUAUGAAUGAAAACACAUUUAAAGAGAGACUAAAGUUAUUUUUUAUCAAAAACCAGAGAUCAAGUCUAAGAAUACGUCUGUUCAAUUUUUCUCUCAAAUUAUUAAGCUGCUUAUUAUACAUAAUCCGAGUGCUACUAGAAAACCCUUCACAAGGAAAUGAAUGGUCUCAUAUCUUUUGGGUGAACAGAAGUCUGCCUUUAUGGGGUUUACAGGUUUUAGUGGCAUUGAUAAGUCUCUUUGAAACAAUACUGCUUGGUUAUCUCAGUUAUAAGGGAAACAUCUGGGAACAGAUUUUACGAAUACCCUUCAUCUUGGAAAUAAUUAAUGCAGUUCCCUUCAUUAUCUCAAUAUUCUGGCCUUCCUUAAGAAAUCUAUUUGUCCCAGUUUUUCUAAACUGUUGGCUUGCCAAACAUGCCUUGGAAAAUAUGAUUAAUGAUCUGCACAGAGCCAUUCAACGUACACAGUCUGCAAUGUUUAAUCAAGUUUUGAUUUUAAUAUCUACAUUACUAUGCCUUAUCUUCACCUGCAUCUGUGGAAUCCAACAUCUGGAACGGAUAGGAAAGAAGCUGAAUCUCUUCGACUCCCUUUAUUUCUGCAUCGUGACAUUUUCUACUGUGGGCUUUGGGGAUGUCACUCCAGAAACGUGGUCGUCCAAGCUUUUUGUGGUUGCCAUGAUCUGUGUUGCUCUUGUGGUUCUCCCUAUCCAGUUUGAACAGCUGGCCUAUUUGUGGAUGGAGAGACAAAAGUCAGGUGGAAACUAUAGUCGGCACAGAGCUCAAACUGAAAAGCAUGUUGUUCUAUGUGUCAGCUCACUGAAGAUUGAUUUACUCAUGGACUUUUUAAAUGAAUUCUACGCACAUCCAAGACUCCAGGAUUAUUAUGUGGUGAUUUUGUGUCCUACUGAAAUGGAUGUGCAGGUCCGAAGGAUCCUCCAGAUUCCAAUGUGGUCACAAAGAGUUAUCUACCUUCAAGGUUCGGCCCUUAAAGACCAGGAUCUGUUGAGAGCAAAGAUGGAUGAUGCUGAGGCCUGUUUUAUUCUGAGCAGCCGUUGUGAAGUGGACAGGACAUCAUCUACCAAUCAUGUUGUUUGUGAAGAAGAGUUUAAAUACGCCAUGUUAGCUUUAAACUGUAUAUGCCCAGCAACAUCUACACUUAUUACACUACUGGUUCAUACCUCUAGAGGGCAAGAAGGCCAGCAGUCACCAGAACAGUGGCAGAAAGUGUACGGCAGAUGCUCUGGGAAUGAAGUGUACCACAUCGUUCUGGAAGAAAGCACAUUUUUUGCUGAAUAUGAAGGAAAGAGCUUCACAUAUGCUUCUUUCCAUGCGCACAAAAAGUUUGGUGUCUGCUUGAUUGGUAUUAGGAGAGAAGAUAAUAAAAACAUUUUGCUGAAUCAAGGUCCUCGAUAUAUUAUGAAUGCCACAGAUACAUGUUUUUAUAUUAAUAUUACCAAAGAAGAGAAUUCAGCAUUUAAAAACCACGACCAUCAGAAAAAAAGCAAUGUACCAAGGUCAUUUUAUCACGGACCGUCUAGAUUGCCUGUACAUAGCAUAAUUGCCAGCAUGGGUACUGUGGCCAUAGACUUGCAAGACACGAGCUGCAGAUCUGCAAGUGGCCCUACCCUGUCUCUUCCUACAGAGGGAAGUAAAGAAGUCAGAAGACCCAGCAUUGCUCCCGUUUUAGAGGUUGCAGACACGUCAUCAAUUCAAACAUGUGAGCUUCUAAGUGACCAAUCAGAAGAUGAAACUACACCAGAUGAAGAAA